This is a messenger RNA of Colletotrichum spaethianum, 291 nucleotides long. Its product is annotated as high-affinity nicotinic acid transporter. NCBI's taxonomy places the organism in Eukaryota, Fungi, Ascomycota, Sordariomycetes, Glomerellales, Glomerellaceae. The transcript has a single exon. Gene Ontology annotation, molecular function: transmembrane transporter activity. The record is from RefSeq and is a predicted model, not a curated record. The coding region runs from base 1 to 291 and encodes 96 amino acids. Gene Ontology annotation, cellular component: membrane.
AUGCUCCCAUCCACUAAAAGUCAGACUGCUGCGUACAACCACAACAGCUCCGUUUCAGGAGACAAUGAGAGCGACAACAUGGAGACGAACACCAAUUUUGACGACAUUGAGUUCUCGCCUGAGGAACAAAAGAAGAUCAUGAGGCGUGUCGACGUACGCCUAGUGUCCACCGUUGGACUGCUGUAUUGCUUCUCUGUCAUUGAUCGCUCAAACCUCCCUUCGGCUGCAGUUGCUGGCAUGAUUGGGGAUUUAGAUAUGACCGGAAACCGAUAUGUGAGUUCUGGUUUCUGA